Messenger RNA from Durusdinium trenchii, 1568 nucleotides. The record is from the annotation of a GenBank genome assembly. NCBI's taxonomy places the organism in Eukaryota, Dinophyceae, Suessiales, Symbiodiniaceae.
UUUGGCUCGAGCUGCUAUAGUCCGUAAUCCUAGCUUGACCACGCGCGGCGUGAAAGCGUUGGUCGUAGAUUUCUCACUCGACAUCUCCAUACACUAGGCGCCAUGGGUGGCAGCGCGUCGACUGCCAUUGGACCGGAGUCCUGGACCGGCACUGUGUUGCCCUUCCUUAUCGAUGCAGCUCGCCAAGGCGCCAAGAAGGUGGUCCUGGAUGGGAAGACCUUCGCACCUUUCGGCAUGGUGCCACACGCGGUGGAGCCUGAGAAGGUGGCGGCCUAUCGCCCCAAGGCCAGCGCAGGGCGACCUCCGGCCAAGGUGGACCUGCGACAGUACAUGACCCACGUCGAAGACCAGUCCCAAACCAACAGCUGCUGUGCCAAUGCCGUGGCGGGUGCCUACGAGUACAUCAACAAGCGCUAUGCCAUGGCCAAAGGCGAUCGGACGGAGGACAUCUCUCGACUCUUCAUUUACUACGUCGGUCGCAAGAGGGACCAGCCCUUUGGACUUCGGGGUGGCACCCAAGGAUGAAGGCAUGUCCCUGGGAGGUGCCAUCAGUGCAUUGGAGUUGAAGGGCGCUUGCUUGGAGAGGAACUGGCCCUUCAACAUCAGCCGUGUGAACGAGCGGCCCCCGGAGACCUGCUUUAACGAGGCGGUGAGGUAUAAGAUCGCGGAGUCCCGCAAGGUCGAAGUCCGCCUCGCCAGCAUGAGGCAAUGCCUGGCCGAAGGACACCCCAUCGUGUUUGGCUUAAAGCUCACGGCGCAGUUCUUCAAGCCAGCACCAGGCGGCGGCAUCACGACGCCCGACCCGAGCGAUCCGCAGUCGGCGGAGCACGGCCUGCACGCGAUGCUCAUCGUGGGCUACAACGAUCGACAGGAGGUCUUCAUCGUGCGGAACAGCUGGGGAACCAGCUGGGGUGAUAAGGGCUAUGGCUAUGUGCCUUACAACUACAUUUGCAAUGACGACUUCAACUUCCUGGGGCAGUAUGCCAUCAUCGGCCUCACAGAAUAUGACUUCUCACGGAACGUGGAUGAUGGAAGGGAUUACAACCUGCAACCCGUCGACGAGGUCGAGCCGCCUGAGAUUGAAAGCUACGAAGAAGAACAGGAGGAUGACGUCGACGACGACUUCGACGUGGAGGACGAGUUCGAUCCGCAGCAGGAAGCUAAACGUAUCUUCAACUUGUUCAACGUUGAUGCGGACGAGGGCUUGGACGGUACUGAGCUCGAGAACUGCUUCUUGUGGAACGGCGUGCCGAUGAAGUCUUUUCAGCAGAUCAAGGAUGAGUAUGGCUUGGACGAGGGAAAGAAGUUGAGCUUCGAUCAGUUCUGGGAAAUCUACACCUAUUAUCAGGCGCACAAGGCGCCCCGAAGCGGCUGCUUCUGCUGGGAUUAGUGCUCUUGGGCGCUUCCUGCUUUGCUUUCUCCGCUUCGACACGAAAGGAGUGCUGGGGACCGUGGCGCGCUCUCCCGCGCGCAACAGCGCGUGACCACGAGCCAAGAAGAUGUGUGGAGCUAGAUGCUUUAGUGUGCAUACUGCUGAGUGGUUUUGGUAGAUGCAGAACUUUCGUUGC